Volvox carteri f. nagariensis is the source of this 5118-nucleotide messenger RNA. RefSeq lists its product as uncharacterized. The record is from RefSeq and is a predicted model, not a curated record. Bases 1 to 5118 code for a protein of 1705 amino acids. Gene Ontology annotation, cellular component: nucleus. NCBI's taxonomy places the organism in Eukaryota, Viridiplantae, Chlorophyta, Chlorophyceae, Chlamydomonadales, Volvocaceae. Gene Ontology annotation, molecular function: ATP binding; hydrolase activity; DNA binding. The transcript has 22 exons. Gene Ontology annotation, biological process: recombinational repair.
AUGGGGCUGUUGACAUGGCCCGAACCUCGUCGCACGACAUUGCAAGCCCCGCUGUCGAGUCGCUGGGGACUUCGGACGCCACCUUCCGCCGCAGCGGCGGUCAUGCGUGUAUUGCCGUACAGCACGGCGGGCCUUGCACAGGCUCUGUCCACGAGCCAUGCACAGCCAUCCCAUCCCAUCUCAUUCUCCGCCGCCAGGUUGUUCAGCGGUGCUCGACGGAAGAGGAGUGGCGGCAGUGGCGGCGGCGGCGGCGGUGCCGCCGCCGCAAGUCCUGCUGCUGCCGCUGCUAGGGGUCCUUCGCGCGCCAGCGCACCGCCGUCUCUGCCGCCGCCGCGCGUCCAACCCCCAUCGACGCGACGCAAAUCAGCGCCGCCGCCGCCGCCGCCGCCACCGCCGUCUCAACCAGUCCCGGCGGAGAUGCUGAUGCCAAAGCAGGCGCAGCCACAGCAGGGCUUGGGGCAGCAGCAACGGCAACCACGGCAGACGCAGCCCCAGAAACCAUCGUGCCCGCCGCAACAAUCUCCGCAGCUGUCUCAGCAGGAACAGCCACAGCAACAACUACAGCCGCAGCCACCAGCGCAGCCGACGCCGACGCCGACGCUGCAUCAGCAAGAUCAGCAAGAGCACAGCGCCGCAGCUGUCGCUGUCGCCGCCGCCACCAACGGCGUGACUCAGCUCGUACAGGUCUCUUCCUCUUUCACUGGGCCUGGUAACCCCACCGGCAGCUGUAGCAGCGGUAGCAGCAGCAGCGACAUCAGCGCCAGCCGUAGCAGCAGCAGCGACAUCAGCAGCAGCGGUAGCAGCAGUAGCGACAUCAGCAGCAGCGGUAGCAGCAGUAGCGACAUCAGCAACAGUAUCAAAAACAGUAGCCCGAGUGACAGCAGUAGCAGUAGUAGCAAAGGGAAUGGGAGCAUGGCAACUGACGACGGCAGCAGCGUUGAUAACACGACUGCCGGUCCCGCCGCUCCGCCGUCCGGGGUCCCGGCGGAGGAGGCGAGUACGGCAGCGUCGACGCCGCCGGCGGAGGCGGCGGACACGCGGUCGCAACACCGGUACGACGGUCUAAAUGACGAGCAGCUGGCGGCGGUUCGUGACCGCUCCGCACCCAUCGUCACCGUGAGCGCCGGGCCCGGCAGCGGGAAAACACGCACACUCAUCGCCCGAGUGACGGAGCUCGUACAGGUGCACGGUGUCCAUCCUCGCAAUAUCGGGCUGGUGACGUUCACGCGCAAGACCGCGGAUGAGCUGAGCAGCCGCCUGCGGGAGGCCCUGGGGGCGGCGGCGGCCGAGGACGUCUUCACGGGCACCUUCCACUCCCUGAGUGCCAAACUGCUGAGGUCGUACUUCCAUUUGGCGGACCGUACAUCGGAUCCGUCCGCGCGGCUGAGCUGGCUUUCUAAGGACUUUCGGAUAUUGGAGGAGCAGGAGCGGGACCGCAUCUUCAUGCAGGCUCUGCGGCAGGAGGAGCAGGAGGAGGGGGAGGGGAGCUGGGGGGGGAGGGGGGAGGGCAGUCGGCAGGCCAGGGCCAAGGCAUUCAAGGAGCUGAUAUCCUUCGUCAAGAACCGCGUGGACACCACACACGGGCUCACGAGGCAGGAGCUGCUGGCCAACAUGCGGCGCCUGGCGCCCUUCAACACGCAGUUGGAUAGCUUGCUGAGGAAUAACUAUUAUCAGUAUCAGCAGCCGCCGCCACCAAACCAGCAGCAGCAGCAGCAACAGCAGCAACAGCAUCGUCACGAAAUUGACGGCGGCGCCGGCGGUGGCAUUAGCAGCAGCAUUAGCAGCAGCGGUAGCAGGGAUGGCCACUUGGGUUCGUUGGAGAAGGAACGUAAGAAGUCCGAUAUAGACCGUUUUUUGACAACCCUGGAGUUGUACGACGAGCGGGUCAAAGUCAGCGGCUGCGUUGACUUUGACGAUUUGGUGGGGCUGGCUGUAGCGUUGCUGCUGCAGGGUCCUGCCAGGAGGGCGGCGUCCAGGGCGUUCAGGCACGUGCUGGUGGAUGAGUUCCAGGACACGAACCUGCCGCAGUACCGCCUGGUCCAGUUGUUGAGGUCCGAGGGCUCGGAGCUGUUUCUGGUGGGGGACGCCAAUCAGUCCAUCUACAUGUGGCGGGGAGCGCUGCCGGAGGGCCGCGGAGCUAUAGCCGGCGGCGGCAGCAGCGGCGGCGGCAGCAGCGGCGGCGGCGGCGGCGGCGGCGGCGGCGGCGGCGGAAUGGUGGUAGCGGCGGCGGAGCCGCCGGAUGAAGAUCUACUCCUGGCGGAAGCUCCCUUGCCGCCGCUGGCGACGACAGCGGCGGCGGCUGGUGGAUUGUACGGCAUCGCGGCGGCGCAGAGGGCGACGGCGGAGGGGGAUGCCUCGUUGCGUGUUCUUGCUGAAGAGGUCGCAACGCCAAGAGGAGGAACCGAUCGUGUUGCUACUGCUCCUGUGGCGGCGGAGGCGGCGACAUCAGGGGCUGGCCCUGGAGCGACGGCCUCCCUCGUCUUGCGCCGCAAUCACCGGUCCUUGCCGCACAUAGUGGAGGUCGCGCAGCGCAUCAUCAACCAGACCCACCUGACAUCACCACCACCACCACAUUCACCAUCACCACUAUCAACAACAAAAGUACAACAGCAACAGCAGCAGCAGCAGCAGCUACAUCCUUUGACUGUGCUAGAGGCGGUGCGCACACCUCGUCCCGGCGCUGCAGUGGCGGUUGUAACGACCGGUAACGGGCGGCAGGAAGCAGCUUGGGUGGCAGCGCAGAUUCGGAAGUUGGUUUCGGGGCCAGGACGAUCUGUACGGCUGCAGGACGUGGCGGUGCUGUACCGUCUAAACCGUCAGAGCUCCCCCUUCUGGGCUUCGGAGCAAGUACGGGACAUUGCGGCGUUUCUCCGCCUUGCAGCGGCGCCCCUGGAGUGCAGUGGGGGCCUGCUGGCCCAGGUGCUCACCCGGCCCAGGAGGGGAAUUGACCCGGGCAGUGCCGUACUCGCCCGGCUAAAGCGCCCCGCCUACCGGGGGACCUCUCCAGGGAGGCUGCUGUUCGGAGACAUGGUGGCGCCCAUAAGGCCCCGGGAAGAAGAACAAGACGGUGGUGGCGGCGGCGGCGGCUCGAAUUCGAAUUCAAAUUCAAAUUCAAAUUCUUGUUGGCCCCCACUGCAGCUGCUCUACCCUGGACAUCCCCCCCUGGACCCAACAACUCAGGAGUUACCGCCGUGGUUGUACGAGCCCGUACGGGACGCCUUGGAACUGCUGAUGCCGCCGCCGCCAGAGCACGCCCUGUGUCCUCGCCCGAACGGAAUGACGGCGCCCGGCGGCGGCGGCGGCGGUGACGGCAGUGGCGGUGACGGCGGCGGCAGUGACGGCAGCAGUGGUGGUGGUGGAGAGGGUCGGUACUGCCCGUUGGGGCCUUCACCGUUCCGCCGCAAGCUGGCGUUCCCGGACCUGGCCCCGCAGGACGACCCCUGGAUGCUCAUUGUGGAUAACGAGGCCUUCCCCAGCCCGCUGGCUCCACCGCCACCCCUGGAGCUCUGCCAAGCGCUGGCGUUACACCCAGGAGAGGCCGAGUACGACGGCAUCGUCUUUUUGCGAGACCUCGUGGUGCUGCUUAAUGUGGCAUCGGCGACCGGGUACGGCGCUGAGGACCUGGUCAACAUGGUGGUUCGUGCCACCGGCUAUCUUACGUGGAUGGAGCUGGAGCACGGGGGCAGGAAGGAUUUGGCCAAGGAGCGCGCCAGCCUGUCUCAGUUUCUCGAGGCUGCGAGUCAAUACGGUUGGGCCCGGGACCAGAUGUUGCUUGCGGCCAAAGCAGCCCGACAAACAGCCGGCGAAGAGCAGGAGGAAGAGGAGGAGGAGGAUGUGGCGGUGGCGACGGAGGGUUGUGGCGGUGCUACCCCCUCCUCCUCCUCCCCCUCCUUCUCCUCCUCGUCUGCCAGCGCCCCGGUAUCCCCCCCGGCUGUGCUGCCGCCGGUGAUGACGGGGCCGGCGGCAGCGGCAGCGGCAGCGGAGGUGGCGGUAGCGGUGCCCCUGCUACAGGAAUUUGCUGGCUGUGUGGGCGACCUGGUGACGGCGGCGGAAGAUGUACGGAAACGCGGGGAGGCCGCAUCCACGGCGGGAGGCAGCGGCGCUCACCGCAACCCCCGCAGGACGUCGUCACCACCCUCCACUGCCCCCUCAUCUCCUUCCUCCGCCUCCGCCGCCGCCUCCUCCGGUGGUGCCGUACAAUUGCUAACCCUCCACGGUUCCAAGGGCUUGGAGUUUCCCGUGGUGUUCGUGACCGGGUGUGAGGACGGGUUACUGCCGUAUAAGUUGUCGGCGGAGGGUGUACGGCGUAUUGAGGAGCUCAGGUUGCUGUUCGUGGGUGUGACUCGAGCCAUGGACCAGCUCUACCUGACCUGGGCUGCACAUAGGGCCCAGAAGCGUAUGAGGAACUCCCACCCACCCUGGAGCCGCACCUCGGAGGCGGAGGGUGGCGGAGGGGAGGGCUGCAGUGGCGUUGUGGCGGCGGCCACUACCACCGUCGGCAGUAGCAGCAGCAGUAGCAGCGGCAGCGGCAGCAGCUCGCCGGAGGUGAAAGGGCACCAUGCGGGUGCGACGCAGUGGCAGCAAUGCAUGUCGCCCUUCGUGCUCAGGUUACUUAAACGGGAGGGGGAUGCUACGCCGCUGUGCCGUUGUGACUGCAGUGGUCACAGUGCGGGCCUUCCUCAACCACCGGGGCCACUGCAGAGAUGCAAAGUUCGGGUGGAUGUCGCAGCAGAGGGUCGGCUAGUGGCGGCAGCUCCUAGCCAUGAGGGCCUUAUCAGCGACUUCGAGGAGGACCGACAUCGGGGAAGCGGUCGGUGGGCUCGGUCGCAGAAGGUUGCAGGCGGCGGCGCGUUGGUGGCGGCGAUGGUGGCGAUCAGAACCUUGCGACUCUGUGAUGAUGGCCUACAGGAGCGGUCACUGGCGGAUUGGGUGACGGCGGCGGCGGCAGCGGCGGCGCUGCUGUCAUCACCGCAUCCGCCGCCGCGACUGGCGGCACUGGCGGCACGUGAUGGGACUCGCAGCUCGCGCUAUAAUUCGUGGCGUCUGUCCCCAUGGCAAGGAAAGCGGAACUGGCUUGCUGGUUUUACACCCACCUCCCUGGCUCUUCUCAUGCUGUAG